Sugiyamaella lignohabitans is the source of this 885-nucleotide messenger RNA. RefSeq names its product Pc12g03400. The transcript has a single exon. NCBI's taxonomy places the organism in Eukaryota, Fungi, Ascomycota, Dipodascomycetes, Dipodascales, Trichomonascaceae. The coding region runs from base 1 to 885 and encodes 294 amino acids. The record is from RefSeq and is a predicted model, not a curated record.
AUGUCGUUACUAGAGUUAUAUGGCAGGUUCUGCCAAGAUCCGAAGGCGGAAUAUCUAGCUUAUGCUGCCGUAAUGGCAUAUGUCAGUUCUGGGUUGGAGUUUAACGGCCAAGACGACAUAGUGAAGCAACUACAAAAAGACAGGCAGGAGGUGAAAAGGCUAGACAAUGUAAUAUCGAAGCACCAAACAAACUCGGCUCUGGUAUUGGAAACUGAAACAUCUUUGGAAUUCCUACGGGGACCGGGCUCUUUUGUUCCUACUCUCAGUAGUAAUCUUGUGGUUGAUGAAAGGGCCACUAUAGUGCUUGUUCACAUUGUUGCUUUUGAUAGCAAUAGCAAAAUCUCUGGAAUCAAAUUUAUAUGGGAUCAAGCUACUUUAUUGAAGCAGCUGAAUGUUAUAGGAAACCGAGGAAAUGCUUGGCCCAUAUGUAAAGGACAGGACCAAGCCAAACUUUCUAAUAAAGUUCAACAGAAUAUUAGUGAAAGAGGACAUAUUGAAAAUUCUAUAAGCUUAAGUGACAGGGCUGUCCAACCAUCUGGGCAAAAUAAUUUGGUGUCCGAAAAUCAACCUCUACGAUCUUCUCCUGCUAGCCCAAAUUACAAUACGUCACAGAACGGUAUGCCAUGUCGUCUUAUUGUCAAGGAAUCUUCGAAGGAUUCUAAAGCGAUGACAACAAACAUUCACAGCGAUACGCAGUACCAGACUAGGCCCAAGCCAAGAGCAAAAGAGGUAUAUAUUAAUUUAUUCUCUGAAGAAGAUGACCUUCCUGGAUAUACGCGAAUUAUUGGGGGUGGAGGUGGUGGCUAUGGUGAUGCUAGAAAAGGUCUCAAACCAUCUUGGCAUUGGGGGGACGAAGGCAGUCAAGAAAAUUCUAUCUUUCCCUAA